AGUGAAUUUCAUGGUCCAUCUUUGAAUAAGAAUGGAUAUUCACAGCAUCUCUGGAAAAAGAAUACAUUUGGUUCUUUUUUUAUGCCAAGUUAUUACUGCGUUGGAUGUACCUCUUGAUUCAAAACUUCUUGAAAAAUUGUCACAGCCUCCAACAAUAACACAGCAGUCUCCAAAAGAUUAUAUUAUUGACCCAAGAGAGAAUAUUGUAAUACAGUGUGAAGCAAAAGGAAAACCAUCUCCUACCUUUUCAUGGACACGUAAUGGAACUCACUUUGAUAUAGAAAAAGAUCCACGAAUAAGAACGAAGCCUCACUCAGGGACUCUUUUAAUAAAUAUUAUUAAUGAAGAAAGUGGAGGAAAAGCAGAAUUAUAUGAAGGUGUCUAUCAGUGUACAGCAAGGAAUGUGCUUGGAGCAGCAAUUUCCAAUAAUAUUGUUAUAAGAGCAUCCCGAUCUCCUUUGUGGACUAAAGAAAAGCUAGUUCCAGUAAGAAUUACUGAAGGUCAAUAUGCAAUUCUUCCCUGCAGGCCACCAGCAGGGUUACCACCACCUAUAAUAUUUUGGAUGGACAACUCUUUUCAAAAGCUGCCUCAAAAUAAUAGAGUUUCACAAAGUCUAAAUGGAGAUCUUUAUUUUUCUAAUAUAAUACAAGAAGAUAGCCGUGAAGAUUAUAUAUGUUAUGCAAGAUUUAACCACACUCAAACUAUUCAACAGAAGCAACCUAUUUCAUUAAAAGUUGAACCAGUGGAUUCAUUGAAUGAAACAUUAACUGCUAAUAUGAAUGACUCUGAUUUUUAUGGUGUCAGAUUUUAUUCCGAAAGACAGCCAUCUCUUCUAACUCCUGCUGGAAAUGCAAGUAGCAAAAUCGAACUAAGAGGAAACACUCUUAUGCUGGAAUGUAUUGCAGAAGGAUUACCUACGCCAUUAAUCCGCUGGAGCAAAGAGGGUGGUGACCUUCCUGUCAACAGGACUUUCUUUGAAAAUUUUCAUAAAACCCUCAAAAUUAUAGCUGUUUCUCAAGCUGAUUCAGGAAAAUACAAAUGUAUGGCAACAAAUCGUUUGGGUUCUGCUUACCAUGUUAUUACAGUCAAUGUCAAAGCUGCCCCUUAUUGGAUAAAAGAACCUACAAACCUUGUAUUAUCUCCUGGAGAAGAUGGUUCCUUGAUUUGUAGAACUAAUGGCAAUCCUAAACCCAGCAUAAGCUGGUUAGCAAACGGAAUUCCAGUUGAAAUUGCUCCUGAAGAUCUCAGCAGAAAAAUUGAUGGUGAUACAAUUAUUUUCACUAAUGUGCAAGAAAGAUCAAGUGCUGUGUACCAGUGUAAUGCCUCUAAUCAAUAUGGAUAUCUAUUAGCAAAUGCAUUUGUGAAUAUUUUAGCUGAACCACCAAGAAUCCUUACUUCAUAUAAUAAACUUUAUCAAGUCAUUGAAAAUAAGCCUGCAUUGCUAGAUUGUGCUUUUUUUGGUUCGCCUAUGCCUGAAGCUGAAUGGUUUCAAGGAGUGAAAGGUAGCAUUCUCCAGGGCAACCAGUAUGUUUUCCAUAAUAAUGGCACCUUGGAAAUUCUGAAAGCCCAGAAGGACAGCAGUGGCAUGUACACCUGCAUAGCAAGAAAUAAACUAGGAAAAGCACAGAAUAGUGUUCAAUUAGAAAUCAAGGAACCCACAAUGAUUAUUAAGCAGCCUGAAUACAAAGUUGUACAAAGGAUGGAACAGGUUUUCUUUGAAUGUGUAAUUAAAUAUGAUGCAACAUUAAUACCUACAGUUAUAUGGUUGAAGGAAAAUGAUGAAUUGCCUGAUGAUGGACGGUUUAUUAUAGGUAAAUACAACUUGACAAUUAUGAAUGUCACUGAUAAGGAUGGUGGAGAAUAUACUUGCGUAGCUAAUACUACACUGGAUAGUGUUUCUGCAAAUGCUGUACUCACUGUUGUGGCUCCUCCAACUGUUCCACCUAUUGUUUACGAUCAUCCUGAUCCACCUUACGAUUUGGAAUUAACAGAUCAUUUAGAAAGAAGUGCUCAACUCACUUGGAUACCGGGCAAUGAAAAUAAUAGCCCCAUUACAAGGUUUAUUAUUGAAUAUGAAGAUGCUUUGCAUGAACCAGGAAUAUGGAAUUACCAAAUGGAAGUCCCUAAUGUGUUCACAACUGUAAAGUUAAGGUUAUCACCAUAUGUGAAUUAUUCAUUUCGUGUAAUAGCUGUCAAUGAAAUUGGAAGGAGCCAACCAAGUGAAGCUUCUGAAAAGUACUUUACAAAACCUGCAAAGCCAGAUGACAAUCCUAUUAAUGUUCAAGGGAUUGGAACAGAACCUAAUAAUUUGGUGAUCACUUGGAAGCCUUUAACUGAUUUUCAGUCCAAUGGUCCAGGUCUUCAGUACAAAGUCAGUUGGCAACAGAAUGAUGGUGAAGAUGAAUGGACAUCAGUUACAGUUGCAAAUGUAUCUAAAUAUAUUGUAGCUGAUACACCAACGUUUGUUCCAUAUGAGAUAAAAGUACAAGCAUUAAAUGACUUAGGACCUGCACCUGACCCUUUAAUAAUAAUUGGACAUUCUGGAGAAGACUUGCCAAUGAUUGCUCCAGGAAAUUUACAGGUACAAAUUGUAAACAGUACGUUAGCGAAGGUGCAGUGGGAACCAGUUCCAUUAAAGUUUAUCCGGGGUCAUCUUCAGGGAUACAAAAUUUACUAUUGGAAAGUCAAACAUUUAUCUGGAAAAAUUAAGCGGCAUGUGGAAAAAAGAAUGUUGACUUUCAGUGGAAAUAGAACGCAUGGAAUGGUACCGGGAUUAGAGCCUUUUAGUUCUUAUAAACUGAAUGUAAGAGUGUUUAAUGGGAAAGGAGAAGGACCACCAAGCCCAGAUGAAACAUUUAAGACUCCAGAAGGAGUUCCCAGUGCACCCUCUUUUUUGAAGAUUACUAAUCAAAAUCUGGACUCUCUUACUUUGGAAUGGGGCCCACCUUCUCAUCCAAAUGGUGUUCUGGUGGGAUACACAUUAAAGUUUCAACCAAUUAAUAGUACUCAUGAAUUAGGUCACUUGGAAGAGAUCAAUAUUCCUGCAAAUGAGACCAGCUUGAUUUUAAGCAACCUGAAUUACAGCACUCGAUACAAGUUCUAUUUUUAUGCACAAACAUCAGUUGGAUCCGGAAGUCAAAUAACAGAAGAAGCAGUAAUAAUUAUGAAUGGAGGUAAGAUGGGAUAUUCAGAAAACCCUUUUGAAAUCUCAUCUAUCAUGCAUACUGCACCUUCAACAUUUUAUAAGGUGCAGCCAGUGUAUCCAAGGAUAAAAAAUGUUACGAUAGCAGCUGCUGAAACAUAUGCCAAUAUCAGUUGGGAAUAUGAGGGUCCAGUUCAUGAGAACAUUUAUGUUGAAUAUGGUGUGGCAGGCAGCAAAGAAGAAUUGAAAAAAGAAAAUGUUAAUGGUUCUCGGAGCUUCUUUCUCUUAAAAGGAUUAACACCAGGAACGUCAUAUAAAGUCCGAAUUGGUGCUGAGGGUCUUUCUGGUUUUAGGAGCUCAGAGGCUGUGUUUGAGACAGGUCCAGCAAAGGCAAGUCGGCAGGUUGACAUUGCUACUCAAGGAUGGUUCAUUGGUCUUAUGUGUGCAGUUGCUCUUCUCAUCUUGAUUUUGCUCAUUAUUUGUUUCAUAAAGAGAAAUAAAGGUGGAAAAUACCCAGUGAAAGAAAAAGAAGAUGCACAUGGUGAUCCAGAAAUACAACCUAUGAAAGAAGAUGAUGGAACUCUUGGUGAAUACAGUGAUGUGGAUGAUCACAAGCCUCUGAAAAAAGGAAGCAGGUCACCCUCAGACAGGACUGUGAAAAAGGAAGACAGUGAUGAUAGUUUAGUUGAUUAUGGAGAAGGAGUCAAUGGCCAGUUCAAUGAGGAUGGCUCCUUUAUCGGACAAUACAGUGGUAAAAAAGAGAAAGAACCUGCAGAAGGAAAUGAAAGUUCUGAAGCUCCUUCCCCAGUUAAUGCAAUGAAUUCAUUUGUCUAAUUAAAAAAAGUGUUCCAUAUCAACAUCUACAUCAUACAUUUGUUCCCCAAAUUACAGAUAAGAAAAGAGACAAAUAUUCUAAACAUUGAAGUGGUUUUUUUUGAUAAUUUCAUAUAGAGAAAUUGUUAGAAUUUAUAACAAAAGUAAAUCUAAAUUAGAAUGCAAAACUUGAAGCAUUUUACACAGCAUUUGUUUAUAAAGAUGUUAAGAUGAGGAACAUCAGUUAAUACUGCAAAUGCAGUAUAAUGCAUGCAAAGUCUUGCAUAUAUCUCUAAAAAUCAAUUAUGCCAGUGAAAAUUAUUUUUCAUAAUUUGUUAAACAGCCUUCAAUUAAAUCCCUCAAGUCCAUUCCCAUUGUCAGAGUGUUAUAGUAGUAUUAUAUAGAAUUUCACUGUCUUUGUGGACAUUGUUGUGAAAUUAGUGACAAUGUCUAGCUUAAUGUCAUUAUGUCUCUUUUGCAAGGCAGGAACAGGAUAUCCAGUAUAUGAUUGAAAAUGACUAAGUAUGACACAUUUCUUGAUGCUAACUGAGAUUCUGAUACCUGCUUUUUGCUUCUCUUAUUUUAUAGACUUUUUAAUUACAAAGUAUUACUGCACCACAGUGUUCUAUUUUUUUAAAAUAUACUACACAUUGAGUUUUAUGUUUUCUUUUGUUUUAAUUCAUUUUGAAGUUGUACACUUAUGGAUGUAAAAUUUUCAAAUUAUAAAAAGUCCAAAAAUAUACAUGGCAAAAUAUAUUCAGUACCUUCAAAUAAUGUACAUUUCAUUAUGUACUAUAACUGGCAUUAUCCACCAGGAAGUUUUCUGAACAUGGUAAAUAUGGUAACAUUUAAGCAAACACCAAACAAAUGCAGAAAGAGUACUAGCAGGAAUAUUCCCAAUGUAUUUUGUCCAACUCGGUUGGCUUAAAAGUGUGUGAUUAAUUGCCAAAGUAAUUCAAUCACUUUCAAAUACCCAGAUAUGUUGGUUUGAUUAGGAAUAGUUUGUAUUUGUAUUAAAACUCAUUGAGAUAUCUUUAUUUAUGAAUAUGAACUAUAAAAUACAAUUUGCAUUUUCAUAAUCUUACGUGAUUUAUACAAAAAUGCUGCAUUUGUAUAUUUUGCUAAUAUAGGUACAGCUAUUCUCAAAAUAAUAUGCUAAUACAGCAUCCUUACAAUAGCACAUUUAUCUCUCAGUCAGAAAACCAGAAUACAGCUUUUAGCAGAGUACUUGGCAUGAAACAGGGUAUAGAAUGCUACAAAGCAGUUAACUCAUUUAAUAAAUGCUAAGUUUAAUUUUAUUUAAAUGGCCCCAUCUAUUAAUUGCAAAUUCCCUCUCAUAAACACACACACACACACACAGAUUAUUAUUGAAAAAGUUUACCUUCAAAUAUAAAAUGUUAUAUAACAACCUAUGGUUGAAGGAAUGCUCAGUUUCAUUUGCCAAUAAAUUGGUUUUUCAUAACUUGCAUCAAGUUUAAUUUUAAGUAAGCUUUUAUAUGUAGAUAUUUUGUUGAAUUUGUACAUACACUUAAAGUGUAGAUGCUAUAUGCUACUAGGUGUUAUAAAUAAAAAUGUUUUGGUUGUAUUGUGUAACCAAUAAGGUGCUUGGUAUUUUAAGCAUCUAUUAAAAUGCAUAUAAAUUUGGGACAAUAAAAAUUUACUAUACCUGU
Molecule: messenger RNA, 5625 nt
Organism: Protobothrops mucrosquamatus (brown spotted pit viper)
Lineage: Eukaryota; Metazoa; Chordata; Lepidosauria; Squamata; Viperidae
Gene: NRCAM
Product: neuronal cell adhesion molecule
Exons: 30
Coding region: 32-3976 (1314 amino acids)
Biological process (GO): brain development; cell-cell adhesion
Molecular function (GO): cell-cell adhesion mediator activity
Source: RefSeq, a predicted model, not a curated record